CCGCGGGACGCUCGGCGUCGGGACAACGGUCUGCCAUCCGCGAACGACGCCGUCUACCUCGACACGGGAACGUUCGCGUCGGGCCAACCUCGAUCCCUCGUCUAGACGCCGACUUCGAGAUGUCAUCCGUCGUUGUUGGACACCACGGCCACCCUGACGCGUUCAGAGUCCUUCGGAAGGUCUGAGUUUCGGAGUUGAUCCUUGAAACGACGCCAGUCGGGCCAUGGAACAGUUUUCGCGCGCCAGAUCGGGCCGCGAAACUUACAAUUAGUGAGACUCUCGAGGAACAGGCUCGUGGAAUGCUUCCUGCUUCAGAGUUUGUGCGAGAAAAGAGUACCAAGGUGACUUUGGACAAUUUGGACUAUUGGUGUGCGCGAGUGUUACGCGAGUGAUCUUCUUGGAGCUUCGUCAGUUGAUUGUCUUGUUUUUACGAGGAAUGCUUAUCGACGCACCAUGAACGGAGCAACGUCGAUUGCAUCCUCGGAGGAACACCAACAUCAACAUCAACAACAGCAGAACGAAACACAAUCGGAACACCCAAGGAGUCCUACUAGCCCUCUAAGUAUUCGACAUGACUCGGGAGAGAGCAGCGUAAUCUCCCCAGGCUUACCAGAACGCUACAGUCCCUUAGGAGCGACAGGAUCGACCUCGAGUCACGAUCCUUACGCCUCGAGGUCGGUUCAAGAGUGUCCAGUGCCUCUUUGCAGAGGGAUACCAACGGAUUUCCCGCUCGCGAGGUCACCGUACUUAACUGCGCUCGGAAACGGCCACCCACAUUUGCUGGGACAAGUCCAGCAGCAACAGCACCAGCACCAGCACCAGCACCAGCACCAGCAGCAACAACAGCAACAGCAACAGCAACAGCAACAGCAGCCGCAACAUGGCAGCAAACCACCGCGCAGCCUCGGUUUGAUAUGCGUGGUUUGCGGUGACACCAGCUCUGGGAAACACUAUGGAAUCCUGGCCUGCAACGGAUGCAGCGGCUUCUUCAAACGAAGCGUCAGACGAAAGUUGAUAUACAGAUGUCAAGCCGGUACUGGAAGAUGCGUCGUAGACAAAGCUCACCGAAAUCAGUGUCAGGCCUGUCGUUUGAAGAAAUGUAUGCAGAUGGGAAUGAAUAAGGACGAACAUGUCUUUUCCACUUCAUGGAUACCAUACGCCGUGCAGAAUGAACGGCAACCCAGGAACACUGCCACCAUCAGACCAGAGGCUCUCGUCGAGAUGGACCAGGAACGCGCGCUUCGGGAAGCUGCAGUGGCUGUCGGUGUUUUUGGGCCACCUGUGUCGUUGGCUAUGGCGAGAUACACGACACCAUUGCCUUUACCCACCGUUGCACCGACAACAAAUUCAGCCAACCCUCCGACACCGCCUCGACAGGACAACGAGGAUGGAAACGCAUCCGAGGACAGCAUAGACGUGACUAACGAGGAACCAUUGACGCCUCAAAGAAGCGGUUGCACGCAACUUCCGCCUGUGAUUCCGUCGUUGUAUUCGCCAGCUAGCGCUGAAACGGUCUACGAAACUAGCGCGAGGCUUCUCUUUAUGGCCGUUAAAUGGGCGAAAAAUCUUCCGUCUUUCGCGAGUUUGCCCUUCAGAGAUCAGGUAAUACUGCUCGAAGAAGCUUGGUCCGAGCUUUUCCUUUUGAACGCUGUGCAGUGGUGCUUGCCACUCGAAUCCUCGGCCCUUUUCAAUUCCGCGGAAUUGACUGCUUUGACUCUGUCACCUCACCCGCAUCCACAUCCACAUUCUGGAAUCCACAUGCAGACAACGACGGGUAAACCGAGUCAGGUGGCAGCGGAUGUCAGGCAUUUGCACGAUACCCUACAGAGAUACAAGGCCAUCAUGGUAGAUCCUGCGGAGUUCGCCUGCAUGAAAGCCAUUGUCUUGUUCCGACCAGAAACUCGUGGCUUGAAAGAUUCCAGCCAAAUAGAGAAUUUGCAAGAUCAGGCACAGGUGAUGUUAGGCCAGCACGCCAGAGCCCAGCAACCAGCCAGUCCAGCUCGAUUCGGCAGGCUGUUGCUGUUGCUGCCGUUACUUAGGACGGUGCCAGCGUCGAGGGUGGAGUUGAUAUACUUUCACAGAACGAUCGGCAACACUCCGAUGGAGAAAGUUUUGUGCGAUAUGUACAAAAAUUAAGAAACACUUUUGCACCACGGGGGACCACCGAGGAAGAAAUCAGUUUUCGGAAAUCGGCGUUUGUACAGUGGCACAUCGCGAAUUAUACGAAUUAAGUGAAACGUCGCUGCAAGUUCGCGCGUUCAUUCUGUGAUGCGUUUAACUCGAAUAUGAACGAAACUGAUUAUAUCAGUGUUUCUCAAACUGGUGUCUGUGAACUCUGGUAUGUAGAGUGAAAAACUGAUCCUUUUCAUACCUUAGCCUUAUUAAAAACAUUUGUUUAGUAGUAAAUGAAAUUGAAGAAGAAAUUGAGAUUCAAAAACACAUUAAUUUUGAAAUAGUUAUUAAUAAAUCACCAAACGAUCCAUUUUGCAAUCUAUUUCACAGUUACUUUUGUACAUUGCUCCAGCGAACCAACGUAUAUCAAUUUCAAAUUAAAAACAGUGAACUUACGUAAAUUGUGGAUAAAUUUUUUAAAUAUGAAUUCUUUCUUUAAAAACAGUUAUAAAAUAUAUUAAAGAAAUAAAAAAUAAUGAAUAAGUUCAACUCUACUCUAGAGAGUCUAGCAACUGUUUGACAAAGUUCGAGGAACACUGACAAUGAGUGAACAAGUCGUAUCGCUCGAUUAAAUGACAUUCCUUUGUCACACUGUCCCUCAACAUACAUAUUGUGUACAAAAGAAUAAGAAAGACUUGGCUUAGCAAAGACAGUUAUACUAACUCGAGUGCAACGUAGGCAUGGAAUUACUCUCAGGAGACCAGCGUACUAACGAAAGAUAAGGAAACGAAUAAAAAAUUAUUGUGCAGGAGUAAUUAAUUCGAGGAGGAUCGAUCGAGGUAGCGAGUAUGGUUUGGCCUAAGGAUGAAGCCCCAAGCAUGACCCUUUGAUGAAUUUACGAUCCCGUCUGGUGAUUUCUUUUUGCCGCUAGAUUGGGAUCGGCUAACGAUAUGGAAACUUCGAGAAAAGGUAAACGAAACGAUAUCUACAGUAUUUAGUUAACAAUUCAACGGUAUCUAAACUGAAUGGGAGAUACUCGGUUGCAACGUAAGGAUAUAGAUUAUAUAUAUAUAUAUAUAUAUACAUACACACACAUUUAUUUAUUAUACAAAUGUUUAUCGAACAUUAGGUUCGACGUGUUGACCAAGUCGUUUUGUUUCUCGGUUUCAAGUGUUCUCGAAACGAUUUGUACGAAGAUCCGACAAAAUUUUGUUUCAGAAUACGAGGAAAGUGAAUGGGGAUUGCUUUAAAUUUGUUUUCUUCGUUCAUUUUCGUACUUGUUGGUGAUCUCAAAUGAUCUGAAAUAAGGUUUUCGAUGUGCGAGUAAUUGCUAUGAGUUUUACGACAGCUGUAAAGAAAGAAUACUCGUCUGUGCUUUUCUUGUAUAUUUCGUGUUGUGAUACUAUUCGCUGUAAAAGUCUAGGUACUUAUUACGUAACUACUUGUAAUAAAAGUAUACAUA
This is a messenger RNA of Hylaeus volcanicus, 3574 nucleotides long. Its product is annotated as photoreceptor-specific nuclear receptor-like. Bases 454 to 2136 code for a protein of 560 amino acids. The transcript has 10 exons. Gene Ontology annotation, molecular function: RNA polymerase II cis-regulatory region sequence-specific DNA binding; zinc ion binding; nuclear receptor activity. Gene Ontology annotation, biological process: positive regulation of transcription by RNA polymerase II; cell differentiation; anatomical structure development. Lineage: Eukaryota; Metazoa; Arthropoda; Insecta; Hymenoptera; Colletidae. The record is from RefSeq and is a predicted model, not a curated record.